UAUGAUUUUUGCCAGCUAAAUAGAUCUCUUCAGGAUAGGAGACCUUCUGCCAGAGAGAAACCUGAGGCGGAAUUUAAGCAAAAGAUGGAUGGCUUGAUAUCAGAAAUUGAAAAAAAUGCCCCAAGCUUGAAGGCCCUGUAUCAAUAUGAGGCUCUGCGUGAGAAAGAAAAAGUAGUCACUGAAGAGUUUGAAGCAGCCAGAAUGGAAGAGAAGCAAAUAGCUGAUGGUUACAAUGCAGUAAAGCAGAGAAGGGGAUUAAUCCAGCUUGUCAACCUAGUCAAGCCAUCUACUCUUUGUACCAAAAUCCUUCACUUGAUAUGAAAAAGAGCAGCAAUCGUCAGUUGGGCGGGACGGCAUAUUUGAGCUUAGAAAAUGAGGACGAUCCUUUUCUACAUGGUAUUGAAUACACUGCUGUGCCCUCACAAAAGCGUUUCCGAGACAUGGAACAGCUCUCUGGUGGAGAGAAGACUGUUGCAGCGCUGGCAUUACCAUUCUCCAUCCACAGGUAUGUCCUUGGAUAUCAGCGAACUGUUUCUUAACUGUAACAGUUAUCUAUUUUUCUCGAAAUUUGACGUUGCAUGGCUACUAAUACCUUUGCUUCCUUCUCUCAUUUCUGUGGUAAAACUGCAAGUUCUUGGCUCAUUAUGUAAAACCAGGCGACCAAUUAUCUAAUAUCCAGGAUUGGAUUUUAUCUGUUGAUGUAUUUGAUGACCUUAGGAUUGGAUAUGAAUCUGCUGAUGAUUAAUGAAUCAAGGCCCAAGAAAUUUCAUAGCGUAGCAUUGAAACAUGCAUUUUCACUACCAUGCAUCUUAGGCAACUGUUUUCGUGUGUUUUGGUUGUUUAAAUAUGUAUCUGUCCAUUGCUCCAGUUCUCUGUCUUGUUGGUCUAGAUACUUUUAUUCAGAGACAGGAGCAAGACGCCACCUUACUACCUUAGAAAUGGAGAAUAGGUUGAAAAGAAAGCGAGCUACGGCAUUUACAUAUGGACCAAUACCUUCAACUUCAAGUGCGAGACUCUGUGAUGUGAACUGAAAACCAAAUUCUAUUGGUGCUAGAUGUAAGCUAGUGAUAGAUAGACUGAGUUCAAAAGGUGACUGAAUUUUUUUUUGGCAAUAGAUUUAUUUUAAACGUCUCUGCUUCAAAUUUCUCCAUUGACCUCAUUCAACCUCCAUGAUAUAUUUUGGGGUCAGAGAAGCCUUCUUUGGCUUCGAUAUCUUGAGGAAUACAGGAUGAAGACAGCCAUAAAUUAAUAGUUUCUUGAUAGCAAACCCCUCUGCCUUUAUAUUUUCCUGUAUUGCAGUUGCAGACAAACUAAUUUCUUUAGCAUCACAGCACUUUAGCCAGCCAGUUUCCUCCACUCGCUGCACAAAAUGUAUUCCCAGUAUCUUCGUCUUGCCACAUCCAUCUCCAUUACUCUAGUGGAAUCAUAAAUACACCACAUGCUGAAGUACUGUCCUUGCUAAUUCCGAAUAUUGAGAUCUUAUCAGUCCAGAAGCACAUUUCUGUCCUUAAUCCUUUGGGAAAAUAUAAAAAAGUUGUAUGCCCAAAUGAGCUGUAUGCACCUCUA
Messenger RNA from Populus euphratica (Euphrates poplar), 1566 nucleotides. RefSeq names its product structural maintenance of chromosomes protein 1-like. Bases 85 to 321 code for a protein of 78 amino acids. The record is from RefSeq and is a predicted model, not a curated record. NCBI's taxonomy places the organism in Eukaryota, Viridiplantae, Streptophyta, Magnoliopsida, Malpighiales, Salicaceae. The transcript has 3 exons.